Messenger RNA from Funneliformis geosporum, 1043 nucleotides. Lineage: Eukaryota; Fungi; Glomeromycota; Glomeromycetes; Glomerales; Glomeraceae. The record is from the annotation of a GenBank genome assembly.
CCCAAGCCUUAAAGAAAGAAUUUUUUGCCAUAAAUUUAGGCGGACUAUUUGAUACUUCAAUUUUAUUAGGAGCCAGUGAAAAUUCCUUGGGUACGGAGAUAGGACAAUUAGCCAAAGGGUUGGCUGAAACCAAAAAAUACGAUCCGCUAAUUCUGCUAGAUGAAAUAGACAAAGCCGGCUCGGCUUCCAAAACCGCGAUUCAUGAUUGUUUAUUAAAAAUUUUGGAUCCGGAGCAAAACCACGCGGUUCUUGAUUAUUAUUUAGAUGUUAAAUUAGACCUUUCUCACGUAUUUUUUAUGGCUACGGCCAAUGAUUUAACCAAAAUUCCUCCGCCUUUACGCGACCGAAUGCUAAUUAUUGAAGCCCUUGAAGCCUUAAUUAAUAAAACCAAUGAAAAAGCCAGAGAAGUUAACCAAGGAGUACCAGAAAGCAAAAUAAUCAUUACUCCGGAUUUAGUCAACCAGAUUAUUCCGCAGUCUUUUUCUAAUUAUGAUAAUUAUGACCUAAAUUCGCCCAAAGAACAGAAAGAAAAAGAGCAAUUUUACCUUUUGCAUGAGGAGUUAAAAACUCUUCGGAGAGAAAAUAACAAAUUAACUAACCAAUUAGCCAACCAUAGCCAAAACAAAUUAAAAGCCAGUAAAUUCCACGCCUUAGCGGUAAUUAAAAAAGCCCUCGGCAAUGCUAAACUAGAAAGAAAUAAAAUUAUUCUCGAUAAUCGUAAUUAUGAAAAAGAAAUUAAUGAAGCUAAUUCGACCGAGGAAGUGGAAGCCCUUCGCGAAGAAUUUCUGUUGGGUAUUAUGGAAAAUUUUCCUCUCCAAAAAGCGACUGAAAAACCUAAGUCAAAUUAUUCAAGCAGUUGGUCAACUCAACCAAAGGACCAUAAAAUAUUAAAAAAAUUAGUCCAAGAAAUAAGCAAAAUGAACGAUAAUAAUACUAAAAUUAAAAUCUUAGAAGAACAAUUAAUACAAAUUCAAGAACAAAAUAGACACUUAGAAAGCCAAUUAAAUAAUUUUCAGCAAAGUGCUUUGUCAGCCAAAGAUUGA